Molecule: messenger RNA, 7367 nt
Organism: Myxocyprinus asiaticus (Chinese sucker)
Lineage: Eukaryota; Metazoa; Chordata; Actinopteri; Cypriniformes; Catostomidae
Product: glutamate receptor 1-like
Exons: 16
Coding region: 191-2935 (914 amino acids)
Biological process (GO): modulation of chemical synaptic transmission; synaptic transmission, glutamatergic
Cellular component (GO): plasma membrane; postsynaptic membrane; dendritic spine
Molecular function (GO): transmitter-gated monoatomic ion channel activity involved in regulation of postsynaptic membrane potential; AMPA glutamate receptor activity
Source: RefSeq, a predicted model, not a curated record
ACAAGGACACAGCGCGAGCGAAGACAUCAGCACACGCAAAUAGGUGCACCUGUAAUCCACGCCGCUCAUUUGCCGUUGUACUACUGAUAGUGUGAGAGCAUCCAGCAGAAGAGAGAGGAGAUAUUCUAAAUCACGCGCAUACCCAUGCUUGGAUUUGACUUUGUUUUUCUUCGCCAAUGCAAAAGGAAAUAUGCAACGAAGCCUCGCACUGCUCUGCACCAGUUUUCUGGGAUUGUGCUUCGGUUCCAGUUUCCCAAGUAAUAUCAACAUAGGAGGCUUAUUCCCAACCGAAUCGCAUGAAUAUGAGGUGUUUCGUUUCGCGCUCUCGCAGCACCAGGAAAUCCCCAAAUUGGUACCUCAAGUGGAUAUGGUCAAAAUGGGGAAUAGCUUCUCCAUGACAUAUGCUUUCUGUUCACAGUUCUCAAAAGGAGUGUAUGCCAUCAUUGGGGUGUAUGACAGGAAGACCGUGAACAUGCUGAUGUCGUUCUGCGGUGCGCUACAUGUCUGCUUCGUGACACCCAGCUUCCCUAUGGAAAACUCCAAUCAGUUUGUCAUACAGCUGAGACCCGAACUGCAGGACGCCCUAGUUGGCGUAAUUGAGCACUACAAGUGGAGCACGUUCGUCUACAUGUACAGCUCAGACUCUGGACUGUCAGUUCUGCAGAAGGUUCUGGAUACAGCAGCAGAGCGUAACUGGCGGGUGACCUCUGUGAAUGUGGAGACAAUGACAGAAGCUUCCUUCCUCAAAGUGUUCCAGGACCUCGACAAAGGCAAGGAGGGCCAGAUCAUCAUCGACUGUGAGCUGGAAAGGCUUACCUCCAUCCUGAAAAAGAUCGUUGAGCAGGGUAAGAAUGUGAAGAGUUACCACUACAUCCUAGCAAACCUGGGGUUUCUGGACGUCAACCUGACAGAGUUUAAAAAGGGUGAGGCUAAUGUAACAGGCUUCCAGUUGGUGAACUACGCAGACCCAAACGUCAGUAGGAUUGUGCAGCAGUGGAUGGAAUUUGACAACAAAGAUGCCAAAGUUCCCAAACGAGGACUGAAAUACACUGGAGCUCUCACCUACGAUGGGGUCAAAGUCAUGUCCACAGCCUUCCAGAACCUCCGCCGGCAGAGGAUAGAUAUUUCUCGUCGUGGAAAUGCUGGAGAAUGCUUGGCCAACCCACCAGCACCUUGGGGCCAAGGCAUCGAUAUUCAGAGAGCACUUCAGCAGGUUCGGAUUGAGGGCUUGACGGGACACAUUCAAUUUAACGAGAAAGGAAGACGGACAAACUAUACUGUCAGUGUGAUGGAACUGAGGCCGACAGGACCAAAGAAAGUGGGUUACUGGAAUGAGGAUGAGAAAUAUGUGAGCACAGCAGCCUACAUCCCUGGAAGUAAUGAAACUUAUGGACUUCAGAACCGCACAUAUAUUUUUACCACUAUUCUGGAAUCACCAUAUGUUAUGCUGAAGAAGAACCAUGAAAAUUUAAAUGGAAAUGAAAAGUAUGAAGGUUACUGUGUGGAGUUGGCAGCAGAGAUAGCCAAACAUGUGGGAUACCAAUACAUACUGAAGAUAGUGGCUGAUGGGAAAUAUGGAGCCAGAGAUCCUGAGACCAAAAUGUGGAAUGGAAUGGUGGGAGAGCUUGUCUAUGGUAAAGCUGAUGUAGCGGUUGCCCCACUAACCAUCACCCUGGUCAGAGAGGAAGUCAUUGAUUUCUCCAAGCCCUUUAUGAGCCUCGGCAUUUCCAUCAUGAUCAAAAAGCCCACCAAGUCCAAGCCUGGUGUUUUCUCCUUCCUGGACCCUCUGGCCUAUGAAAUCUGGAUGUGUAUUGUGUUUGCCUACAUCGGCGUGAGCGUUGUGCUUUUCCUAGUCAGCCGCUUCAGUCCAUAUGAGUGGCAUGCAGAUGACUAUGAGGAAGGAGUUGAGCAGAACCCUAACCAGCCCUCCUCGUCAUCAGCACAACUGGGUCAGGGCCAACAGAACCAGAACCAGCAGAUUCAGGAGCAGACCAAUGAGUUUGGCAUCUUCAACAGUCUCUGGUUCUCACUGGGAGCGUUCAUGCAGCAGGGCUGUGAUAUUUCCCCCAGGUCUCUCUCUGGUCGAAUCGUGGGUGGUGUGUGGUGGUUCUUCACCCUAAUCAUCAUCUCCUCAUACACAGCCAACCUUGCAGCUUUUCUCACAGUAGAGAGGAUGGUGUCGCCCAUUGAGAGCGCUGAGGAUUUGGCCAAACAGACAGAGAUUGCUUAUGGAACUCUAGACGCUGGCUCCACCAAAGAGUUCUUCAGGAGGUCAAAGAUUGCAGUAUUUGAGAAGAUGUGGUCCUACAUGAAGUUAGCAGACCCCUCAGUGUUUGUGAAAACCACAGAUGAAGGAGUUGUGCGAGUAAGAAAAUCCAAGGGGAAGUACGCAUACCUGCUGGAGUCCACUAUGAACGAGUACAUCGAGCAGCGCAAACCCUGUGACACUAUGAAGGUCGGUGGGAACCUGGAUUCCAAAGGCUACGGCAUUGCAACACCUAAAGGAUCUGCUCUCAGAAUCCCAGUUAACCUAGCGGUGUUGAAGCUCAAUGAGCAAGCCUUCUUAGACAAACUGAAAAACAAAUGGUGGUACGAUAAGGGGGAGUGUGGAAGCAAGGACUCCGGAAGAAAGGACAAGACGAGUGCUCUUAGCCUCAGCAAUGUGGCUGGGGUCUUCUACAUUCUGAUCGGCGGUCUGGGUCUAGCCAUGCUGGUGGCCCUGGUGGAGUUCUGCUACAAGUCCAGAACAGAGUCCCACAGAAUGAAGCAAACCAUCAACGACGCCAUGCACUGCUCCACACUGACCAGGAUGAGUGGGAACGGUAGUGGCGGAGAGAAUGGGCGGGUCAUCACACAUGACUUCCCCAAAGCUGUGCAGUCGCUGCCAUGCAUGAGCCACGCAGCCAGCAUGGGCCUGGGAGCCUCUGGCAUGUGACCAAGCCUGAUGGAGCACUACGCAUCCCAUGUAACGCACGGACCUCCCGUUCACCUGCAGUCUGCCCUUGUGUCUGUCUGCCCACAACAGACACGCCGUACUGCCAAAAUGCACUCUUUAAGACGCUGCUCAGUGAACAGUCACCAAUAAAACUCUUUUCUAUAGAAAAAACAGAAAAGAAAAAAAACAUUUAAAAAAAGAAAAAAAUGUGCUGCAAUAACAAGCCUGUGGGACUUUUUGGGGGGGUAAAUACAAGUGUUCGUUUAUGUCAUGAAUUUAAAAAACAAAAAAGGCAUGUCUUGUGUCUGGUGUGACACUUGCGCUGUGCCAAUAUUAUAAACUUGUUUACUUCUGUCUGAUUGUGCAGUAUUUUAGUUCAUAUCAGUGUUCAGCAAUGUUGUCUCUAACUUGACUUUCUUUUCAAGAAUUAGAUAACAGGUAUGAUUUUGCACAGAAAUGGUCUAUAACAAUUACAGUUCAUUUUCCUUUCCUGCUGGAAAAGAGUUCAAGUAAUCUAAUAAGCCUUCGCUAAUGGCUAAGCUCAUAUUAAUUUAUAUGGAUCCAGUGCCCCGCACUGAAAGACAACAUUGCUCCUUUCUCUUCACUCUUCAGGCUGAAGUAUGUAACUUUUUCAGUGUUAAAAUACUUUCUACUAUCCCAACUUUAUAUGCAGGGACAACUAUAAGUAAGCCAUUCAUAGGUUAAUUUUCUCGAAAACUGCAAACACUGUAUCUCUGUGGCACUAUAAAAAUUUGUGUGUUUGUUUUGUGUGACCCCAACAACGUCACUUAACCAAUGGCGUGAGUUGGGGGCGGGACUAUCUGUUUGUUUGAACAACUGAAGACGAGGGGUGUAUUCAGAAAGCUGUUUUGAAAUCAGCGUUUAUUUUUGCAAUUGCGUUCGGUGGCGCUAGUGUCGCAAAAAUUACAUACUUCAGCUUUAACAUCUAUCACUCAUUACACCUUUCAGCCACAACAUUAUAACCACCUGCCUAAUAUCAUGUAGGUCCCCCUCGUGCCGCCAAAACAGUUCUUACCUGUCGGGGCAUGGACUCCACAAGACCUCUGAAGGUGUCCUGUGGUAUUUGGCACCAAGACAUUAGAAGCAGAGGUGGGGCCUCCAUGGAUCAGACUUGUUGGUCCAGCACAUCCCAUAGAUGUUCGAUCGGAUUGAGAUCUGGGAAAUUUGGAGGCCAAGUCAACACCUUGAACUCUUUGUCAUGUUCCUCAAACCAUUCCUGAACAAUUUUUGCAGUGGGACAGGGUGCAUUAUCCUGCUGAAAGAGGCCACUGCCACCAGGGAAUACCGUUGCCAUGAAGGGGUUUACGUGGUCUGCAACAAUCUGUAGGUAGGUGGUAUGUGUCAAAGUAAAAUCCACAUGAAUGACGCACACGCAUCCAGCCAUCCACAUGAUCUAAAAAAAAACGUGAUUCAUCCGACCAGGCCACCUUUUUCCAUUGCUCCAUGGUCCAGUUCUGAUGCUCACGUGCCCAUUUGUAGGCGCUUUCGGUGGUGGACAGGGGUCAGCAUGGGCACUCUGACCAGUCUGCGGCUACGCAGCCCCAUACGCAGCAAGUUGCACUGUGUGUUUUGACACCUUUCUAUUAUGGCUAUCAUUAAGUUUUUUAACAAUUUGUGCUACCGUAGCUCUUCUUUGGGAUAGGACCAGACAGGCUAGCCUUCGCUCCCCACGCGCAUCAGUGAGCCUUGGGCGCCCUUGACCCUAUCGCCGGUUCACCAGUUGUCCUUCCUUGGACCACUUUUGGUAGGUACUAACUACUGCAUACCGGGAACACCCCACACAACCUGCUGUUUUGGAGAUGCUCUGACUCAGUUGUAUAGCCAUCACAGUUUAGCCCUUGUCAAAGUCACUCAGAUCCUUACGCUUGACCAUUUUUCCUGCUUCCAACACAUGAAAUUCAAGAACUGACUGUUCACUUGCUGCCUAAUAUAUCCCACCCCUUGACAGGUACCACUGUUCACUUCACCUGUCAGUGGUUUUAAUGUUUUGGCUGAUCAGUGUUCUGUAUAUUGAAUAUGUCAAGAAACAUAUCAGCUCAUUCAACAAUCUGUCGAUAGUGUAAAUACUCAAAUGUAUAUCUGAAACCGAGUGAGGGGUGAAUUUGAUUUUGUUGUCGAUCAGUAGAGCAUAGCUGAACUGGACUUGUUGAUUACAUUGCUCUGUGAUUUCCCACCUCAAAAACCUUGCAUAGCUGCUACGCCUCGUUUCGGGCACCAUACCUCAUCUGAAAUUGGACUCGGGAGUGAGCUGCCACCUGCUUGAUCGCCACUUCAUUGGGAGCCUUAGCAAGAAGGACGCAUUAAAUUUAACCUCAGUAAAAACGUUAUAGGAACCUGAAGUUAAAUGUACUUUAAUGAGCUAGUUUGUCCCCAACACACAUCACUAAAGUGAAGCCAUUGAGAGCACAUUCUGAGAAGUUAUUCUUGCUGAAACGGACCCUUUCAUGUUUUUAUAUAAAUACUUUGCUGUUGAUUCAUUCACAUGGCUUAUGACUAGGCCAGCACAGAAUCUGCGCCCAGAAUAUCCCAAGUAGGUGUUGCUGUAGACCGUAGAUCACCAAAUUAGGACGGAAACUCCAAAACAGGGUGGGUUAGCUCCAGAAGGGGCAGAGUUACACCAGUAGAGGGUUUUGGCCAACUUCAAAAGGGGUUGACACUUCCACAUACGGUUAGGGCAAAGGAAAAGGUUAGAUAUGGGCUCUGUGUAUCUCUGCUGUUGGUUUGGAGCUCACACCCCUUUUUGGAGCUUGGCCUGCAGCUUUAUCCUUCUCGAAUCUCCACAGAUUUCUGCAGAAUUUCAGUAGACGUAACUCAGUUUGUACACAUCAUCUGCCUUUUUUGUGUUUGUUUAUUAAAGACCCCAUGAAAUGGCUUGAUGAGCACAGUUUUCCUUCCUGUGUUGAUGUAUUUCCUUUUGAAACAGGAAGUGGGCGGGACAUAUCAAGGGGCUCGUCCCUUUUUUUUUAUAGCAAAUAGGCUUUAUUUAUGUCACAGCCAUGAACCAUGAUUUACUACUUGCUAAUUGGUUGCAGGUGGUAUAGAGGGAGGGGCAUUUCUAGAGAGCAUUAGAUUAUAUAAAAAUCUGAUUAGUGCAAGAUUAGUCAUUAGUAUUUUUAUUCCUUUUUCCCAGAAGAGAAAGACUGUAAAUUUUGAAUGCGGAUAUCUGCUGAAAGUUUAUUUUUGUCAAUGUUAAGACAGUGGCGGCUGGAAGAGAAGCAAUUACUGUGUAGCUCCCAAAAGCUGAUCAGAUUGCUACUCAAACAGUAACAGUUCUUAAAACAAAACCCAGCUCAAAACUGCUACAAAAUAGGCAAAAUAUUUAUAUAAUAAUUAUUAAAUAAUCAGAUUAUUGAAGCUGAAUUAAAUGUGUUACGUUAAUUUGCAAAUAACUGCGCGUGCAUCUCCGUGCCACAGAACACACUGCGCUUGACAGCUACAUGUUUACAUUUCAUUCACUGUCAAUCAGGCAUAUCACUGUUUCCGUUAUUGGCCGUUUAUUAAAAAUUCCCACCCAUUUAAGAGCUUGACCAAUCAUCAUAUAUAAAUCAUCAUUGAUCUUUUGUGCCACAAAUUUGAAUGGUAUUGGUAUCUGCCAUAGACUCCCAUUUAAAUAUUGGUGAAACAUCAAUAGGCCGUUCUGCCCUGUAUACUGUACACACUGUGACAUAGUUCCUCAUGAGAUGAUGUUAGUGGAGAUAUCAUUGAUCUGCUACUGGGGCCGAGUUGACCUUUCAGAGCUCCAGGCUUUAUCACUGCAGGCUUUCAGAACAUAGCUUCCAGCUCCACAUAAACCGCACUGUCUAUUCAGCUUUUCCCUGCACACUGCCAUUGUUCUGCAAAGCAUGGUACAUUAUGUGGCCAUCGCACUGCUUACUUUUCUCUGGCUUUUUUUUUUGUUUGUUUUUGUUUUUCACUUUCUUGACAUGUGUUUUAUUAGGCACAGAACACUGCGGUCCUUUAUGGACUCAUAUGAGAGCAGUAUUUUAUAAGCAGUAAAAGAUUUGUAAAGUUCAAGUGAGACAUUUGACAUUUAUACCACUGUGAGAUUUUGAAGAGUUGAUUAAACUAGUGUUUUACACAUGUAGUUUGCUGAGGCAAUGGUACAUGAAUAAUCACACUGAUAAGGAUGUUGAUUUCCAUUAGUUAAAGGAGAGAAAUCUGGUUCUUUAUGUUUCUGCUAUAACAAUGUUGAACAAUACUUAUUUCAGGGUAUUUUAAUGCAAAAUGUAUUCUACGUAUUCAGCUUCUUGACUAUUCCACAGUCUUGAUUAAUUUGGGACAUUUGUUUUGUUUGUUUGUUUUUAUUUUAAUUAUUUUUUCUGUUGAUCACAAAAGAGAGAUGUGGUUGAAUAAAAUUUAUUGGAACAAUAAUGAAUAAAACAAACAAAAAUAAAACUUUUCUAACCAGUCA